GAAUCACCACCUAAAUGUUGUUGCCAGAUUGCGGUCAAAAACUCCUCCAGGUUUUAUCCCCGUCUUUGAAUGUUUGCCAGUCAAGGGAUCAUUAGUCCAUGCACUGACCAUCUGAUGCAUAUUGCACACAAAAUUGGAAAACACCUUCUCAAAAACAGAUUCACAAGGUUCUGGGUUGAUACCGCGACAAGCACUUUUGAGGAGGAAAUUGACUGAAUUUUCCAAAGUUUGCCAGAAUUUCAGGUUGCAAAGAGGACUUCAAAUGACUUACACAUGACUCCAGAUUAUUCUUCACCCAGAAAAAUUCCUGUGCUUGAUUUAUGGCACCCUCAAACCCGGGAUAGAAGCCAGGCAUACAACGCAUCCAGCAAAACUGCCAAAUCCUAGUGUGCUUGCACGCCUGUGCAUAUGUGUGUGUGUGUGUGUGUGUGCUCUGUGCAUGCAACUGUCUCUAUUCCUCUGCCUCCCCCCUCCUCUCCUCCUCUCUCCUGCUGGCAUCAUCUCUCGCUCUUCAUCAGGGAUGGUGAGGGAGUGUUUAUGGUAAGUGCAUAAAACCACUUCUCUCUCUUCCUUCAAAAUAUCUCCUCUAAAAAGCCGUAGCUCCCCCAGAGUUCCUCCUUUUUUCAUUCGUUAUUCCCGUUUGGAGCUAUUCAUGGUGAUGCAUCACUACCGGCUUCUCUAUUACUGAAGAUCCAGGCGUCUGCGCAGAUUGUAAGCAGCCCUGUUCUGCUGUGGAUUCAAGCAUCUUCCUGCAUGGAAUUCAGGGCAUGACAACAUGCAUCACUUGUCGUUUCAGAGCAUGUGCUACAACUCGCACGUAAUGAUGGAGGACCAACAGCUUCCCGGAUAAAACCGGCAAACUAAAACAUCACAUCUCAAAUCAUGCAUUUAAGGUGGGUGGAAAGAUGUAGCUGAGGAAAAAAACGGACCAGAAUCUUGACCAAUCACAAACUCAGGUCAUCCCUGAAAGGGGCGUGGCCUGUGGACUACUGCCCAACAUGUCCAAGAAAGCACCCAGUGGGCGGGGCAAAGGGGAGCGCCCUGACGCCAUGGCAGCCCUGCAAGCAGCCAAUGAGGAGCUGAGGGCCAAACUCACAGAAAUCCAAAUCGAACUGCAGCAGGAGAAGAGCAAGGUUAGUAAGCUGGAGAGGGAGAAGUCUCAGGAGGUUCGUCAUGAGCAGCACAAGUCAACGGUGGUGGUGACAGAGUUAAAAGCCAAACUGCACGAAGAGAAACUUCGGGAGCUGCACAAUGUCCGGGAGACGCUCCUACGCCAACACGAGUCUGAAAUGGUGCGGGUCAUUAAGAUCAAAGAUGGAGAGAUCCAGAGGCUCCAGGCGCUUGUUAGUGCCCUCAGAGAUGGAUCCACCGAUAAGGUGAAGACCGCAUUGAUGGCAGAGGCACGAGAUGAGGCCAGGAGGAGUUUCGAAGGCGAGCGCAUGCGAAUGCAGCAGGAGAUUACAGAGCUGAAGGGGGUGAAAAGGCACAUGGAGGACGCAUUAAGUGUGGCUGUACAAGCCGACAAGACCAAAGCUGCUGAGAUCCGGAGUGUGUACCAUCUACACCAGGAGGAAAUCAACCGCAUCAAGAGAGAGUGUGAGAGAGAGAUCCGCAGACUGAUGGAUGAGAUUAAAGUAAAGGAGCGUGCAGUCUGUGGGCUGGAGAGAGAGCUCAGCACUCAGGCGGGGCACACGUGGAGGUUACAGCAGCAGAAACAGGCUGUAGAUACUCAGCUGGCCCUGCUGCGAGACUCCAGCCCCAGACGAGAAGGCCCUUACUCGCCAGACGCAGCAGAGAACACAGCUAACCCUGUACAGCAGUUGGAUGAGAAGGACGCUCGACGUUUCCAGCUGAAAAUAGCAGAACUGAGUGCUGUUAUCCGCAAACUAGAAGACCGCAAUGCUCUGCUGUCAGAGGAACGCAAUGAACUGUUAAAGCGUCUCCGUGAAGCUGAAAGCCAGUAUAAACCGGUACUGGAUAAGAACAGACGCCUGAGUCGCAAAAAUGAGGAACUGGCUCACGCAUUGAGACGCGUGGAAAACAAACUGCACUUCGUCACUCAGGAGAACAUCGAAAUGAGAGAGAAAGUGGGGACGAUACGGAGGCCCAGCUCUCUAAACGAUCUGGAUCAGAGUCAAGAGGAAAGAGAGAUUGAGUUUCUACGACUGCAAGUGUUGGAACAACAGAACAUAAUCGACAAUCUGUCCAAGGCUCUGGAAACAGCUGGAUACGUAAAGACUGUGAUUGAGAGAGACAUGCUGUUAAGAUACAGGAGGCAGGACAGUCUGCGCAGGAAGAAGCCCUUCAGAACAUGUAGGCCGGUGGUGGAGACGUUUUUUGGCUAUGAUGAAGAAGGCUCUAUAGACUCAGAUGGCUCUUCUAUUUCCUACCACACUGACAGAACGCCAUGCACACCCGACGAUGACCUCGAAGAGGGAAUGCUUAAAGAAGAAACAGAGCUACGUUUCCGUCAGCUGACAAUGGAGUAUCAGGCUCUUCAGCGAGCGUAUGCUCUCCUGCAGGAACAAGUCGGGGGAACAUUUGAUGCAGAGAAGGAGGUCAAGACUCGAGAGCAACUGCAGGCUGAACUGAUCCGGUAUCAGACCAGAAUAUCAGAUCUGGAGUGUGUUCUGAGUCAACAGGGACAGGAUAUGAAAUGGAUUGAGGAUAAACAAGCUUUGUACCAACGCAACCAGGAGCUUGUAGAAAAGAUUAAAAACAUGGAGACAGAGGAGACCCGACUUAAAAAUGAAAUUCAGGAUGCAAAAGACCAAAAUGAACUCUUGGAGUUCAGAAUUCUUGAACUUGAAGAAAGAGAGAGAAGAUCUCCAGCCAUAAACUUCCAGAACAUUCAUUUUGCUGAGGGCAUGAGUGCCCUACAGAUCUACUGUGAGGCAGAGGGCAUUACUGAAAUUGUAAUAACAGAACUGAUGAAGAAACUCGACAUUCUGGGGGAUAACGCCAAUCUGACCAAUGAGGAGCAAGUGGUGGUUAUUCAUGCCAGAACGGUAUUAACCUUAGCAGAAAAGUGGUUGGAGCACAUCGAGGUCACCAAAUCAGGAUUACAUCAGAAAAUGUUGGACAUUGAAAGUGAAAAGGAGCACUUUAGCAAACAAAAAGGAUAUUUAGAUGAGGAGUUGGACUACAGGAAACAGUCUUUGGAUCAGGCACAUAAGCGUAUUCUCGAGUUAGAGGCGAUGCUGUUCGAUGCUCUGCAACGGGAAGAGACGGGCGGGAAGGUAUCUGAGCUGCUGACAGAGCAGGAUCGUGAUUCGCUGAGAGAAGCUGUCAAUCAGUGGAAGAGGCAGGUCCUCAGUGAAUUACGAGAGAGAGAUGCUCAGAUACUCAGAGAGAGGAUGGAACUGCUACAACAUGCUCAAGUGAGAAUAAAAGAGCUGGAAGAAUGGAUAGAGACACAAAAACGACAAAUAAAGGAACUAGAAGAAAAACCUUCAUUCUUUGGUCGUAGCUCUUCCUGCAAGCAAGAAAGGAUGUUGCGUGGCUUAGUGGACCCCGGACACAGGCUUCAAGUGUUCUAUCUUCUGUAACAGAGGAGCGGCCGCACUUGUGUCAUCAGAGGUCCCAGCCGUCAAUUCUGUGCUGAUACGAGACUUUAAACUGUUCACAUCAACUUAAACUGGCCUCUUCAUGAUCUACGGCUAAUGGAAUAUGGUGCUGUCUCUAUCUUGUGGACUCAAACUGUUUUUAUCCUCCUGACCUUUUAAACUUUGCUUUGUGUGACCUCUUUGCGUGUGGAAUUUAAGGACUCUUAAAUUGAAAUGCUCUCUCCUUUCCCUGCCAAGCAGGUGGCUGCUGGAGGCUGCUUCCCUUUGGAAGCCUGAUGGAAUGAGAGGUGUUACGGUAAAAUCCUUCCUCCCACUGUUUACACUCACUCUACUUUGGUUCCCGAUGGCACGUCAUGGUGCUGGCAUGGUGGCGCUAGUCCCUUCCUGUGCAAUGUUAGAAAUGGACCUGAAAUUUAAAUGUUGGAAUUAAAUCAUGUCUGGUUUUCUAAUGUAUAGGAGCAGUAUUUCAAAUAAAUUUAUCAGAGGAAGACUGAUAA
This is a messenger RNA of Myxocyprinus asiaticus (Chinese sucker), 4063 nucleotides long. Its product is annotated as janus kinase and microtubule-interacting protein 3-like. The coding region runs from base 999 to 3548 and encodes 849 amino acids. The record is from RefSeq and is a predicted model, not a curated record. Gene Ontology annotation, molecular function: kinase binding; microtubule binding. NCBI's taxonomy places the organism in Eukaryota, Metazoa, Chordata, Actinopteri, Cypriniformes, Catostomidae. The transcript is spliced from 27 exons.